GUGCUCGCUCACUAGAGCAAAAAACACAAAGGUUAUUCGACUUUCGCUCUUGACUAGGUAAACAAUAACCAAUUAGCCACCCAUCCGACUGCUGGCCGUUCCUAUCCCGUCGGGUCUAUUGGAUACAUUGAUACGUCAAGCCUCCAGACACCCUUUGCAGAUCAGAAACUCCGAGGACAGCUUUCAACGUUUGAACAUUGACGAACUGGCAGCCAUGGAGAAUCCAGCUACUGAGAUCCCUGCCGUCAUCUAUAGUCUGACAUAUGGGACGCAACAGCAGCAGCUAACUACCCUCAGCAACUUCUUCCUCGAGGACGCUUCUUUUGUUCACCCCUUUGUUCGAGUGCCUAGUUUUUCUCGCACCCUCCCCGUCUUGGGAGUAAUCAAUUCUCGCAUGGUCAUCUCGGCGAUCUACCGAUGGUAUCGUAUGAUGAGCCCGAUCGUCCACCUCGCGAUUGAAUCCUCAGCCUUCGACCGGACCAAUAACAUCAUGUAUGUCACCAUAUCGCAGCGCUUCGCCAUCUGGUUCAUCCCCUUCUAUGUCGCCAACGUCCGCCUUGUCUCGGUUUUGCACCUGCACCAGUAUCAACAGCAGUCCGGGGCCAGCGUCAACGGCAACAACAACGGGCAAGGCGACAACCAAGAUGGCGGCGCCCCGAUGGUCCCGGUGACCCGCUACCGGAUCGGCCGCCAGGAAGACCAGUACCAGAUAAACGAGUGGCUCAAGUUCAUCCUCCCCGGUCUCGGCUCCCCGAUCUGGGCAAUAUGGCAGGUCCUGUGCGCGGGCCUCUGCUUCUUCCUCGCGACCCUCUUCACCCUUCUUCCCGCCCUCGCCAGAUUGCCCAUGAUGGCCGUCCACCUGCUCCAGAGGAUCUGCCGGACGAUCUAGGCCAUCGGGACGGCCAUCUUCUUUCGGCUCUACGACAUGCUCAAGCCCUGGCCCCAGCCGGUCCAACCGGCCCAACCGCUCCUCAACGACCACCAACCCGGACAACCACCGAACGCGGUCCAAGUCCCGCCGCCGCCGCCACCGGGGUGGAGCCUCGGUGGCCAGGCG
Molecule: messenger RNA, 1057 nt
Organism: Phialemonium atrogriseum
Lineage: Eukaryota; Fungi; Ascomycota; Sordariomycetes; Cephalothecales; Cephalothecaceae
Exons: 3
Coding region: 215-889 (224 amino acids)
Source: RefSeq, a predicted model, not a curated record